This is a messenger RNA of Trichophyton verrucosum HKI 0517, 1734 nucleotides long. RefSeq lists its product as uncharacterized. The record is from RefSeq and is a predicted model, not a curated record. The transcript has 5 exons. Bases 1 to 1734 code for a protein of 577 amino acids. Gene Ontology annotation, biological process: amino acid transmembrane transport. Gene Ontology annotation, molecular function: amino acid transmembrane transporter activity. Gene Ontology annotation, cellular component: membrane. Lineage: Eukaryota; Fungi; Ascomycota; Eurotiomycetes; Onygenales; Arthrodermataceae.
AUGGCGUCCUUAAACGUGCAGGACGAGAUCAAGCCUCCGGCUACGAUUGAGAGCCGCGAUGUGGAAAAGUCGAUGCCCCCAGAAGCAGAGAAGCCUGAUGGUGCCCCGAUAGUGGUCUCGGACAAGCUUGCGCGCCAGCUCUCGGCCCGCCAGGUGCAGAUGAUUGCGAUUGCAGGCACUAUUGGGACGGGACUGUUCUUGGGAACGGGCAAAUCUCUGGCUACUGGAGGGCCAGCGUCGAUGUUGAUAUCAUAUUCCAUUGUGGGAGCCAUUGUCUUCAUCACCAUGCUGUCUCUCGGCGAGAUGGCCACUUUUAUACCUAUUGCCGGAUCUUUCUGUACAUAUGCCGGGCGCUUCGUGGAUGAUGCUUUUGGCUUUGCUCUGACCUGGAACUACUGGUUCAAUGAUGCUGUUUCAACAGCGGCCUAUUUAGUCGCCCUACAGCUUCUGCUGAAGUACUGGACGGAUUCCUUUCCGGGAUGGGCGUUCAGUCUCAUAUUUCUCUUCGUUCUGGUCGGACUGAAUAUCGUGUCAGUCAGGGCAUACGGUGAGAUGGAAUAUAUCCUCAGUUUGCUCAAAGUCGUCACCAUAGUUGUAAGUGGCGCCUCCCUAUAUACCAACUGGCCAAUCUUAGCAAAAAAUACUGACUUAGUACAACUUCAGAUAUUUAUUAUUCUUGGAAUUGCUGUCAACUGUGGCGGUAACGUCGACCACCAAUACAUUGGUGGCAGCUUCUUCCUCAAAGGAGAUGCGCCCUUCGUUGGCGGAAUUGGUGGCUUUGCCUCCGUAUUCGUCACGGCCUCAUUCGCAUACGGCGGAACGGAGUCCAUUGCCAUCACUGCCGGAGAGACGAAGGACCCCACGCGCAACAUGCCGAGGGUGAUUCGCAACGUCUUCUGGCGAAUCCUCAUCUUCUAUAUCCUAGCCAUCCUCAUGAUUGGCCUAAAUGUGCCAUACGACUAUCCAGAGCUGACCACCAAGGACACCCGGACCUCCCCCUUUACCAUCGUUUUCCAGCAGGCAGGCAGCCGUAUUGCCGGCAGCUUCAUUAACGCUGUCAUCGUCACUAGCGUCCUCUCGGCUGGUAACCAUGCACUGUUCGCUGGCACAAGAUUGCUCUACACCCUCGCUGUUAAUGGCCACGGCCCUGCUAUCUUUGGGAAGCUUAAUAGAUGGAAGACCCCGUGGAUUGCUGUCAUAGGCACAUCUGCCAUUAGUGGCCUUUGCUUUGGUGCAAGUUAUAUCGGUGCUGGCCAGCUUUGGACUUGGCUGCAGAACAUCGUUGGUGUAUCCAACCAAAUCUCCUGGAUGGCUAUUGGAUAUUCCUCUCUUCGUUUUCGCCAGGCCGUCCGCAUGCAAAACCUCGAGCAUCUUCUCCCUUUCAAAAAUUGGACCUACCCAUGGGGACCCAUCUUAUCAAUUGGGCUCAACGGUCUGCUCAUCCUUGUUCAAGGAUGGUCAUCUUUUAGCCCAAAGUUCAAACCGGUUGACUUUGUCAGCUUCUAUAUCCAACUUCCGGUUAUUCUAUGCAUGUUUUUGACCUGGAAGUUUGUAGUCAAGAAAACGAAGUUUGUCAAGCUGGAGGAGAUGGACCUCUUGACCGAUAGAUAUGAGGAGGCUCGUGUGGCUGGCGCGGCUGAUCUGGGCGCCUCUUCUGCUGUGGAAGUUGCGGAUGGUCCCAAUAAUAAAUGGCAGAAUAAACUCAAGAGGGCUGGGCAAUGGGUAUUUUUGUGA